Aspergillus alliaceus is the source of this 844-nucleotide messenger RNA. RefSeq lists its product as uncharacterized. NCBI's taxonomy places the organism in Eukaryota, Fungi, Ascomycota, Eurotiomycetes, Eurotiales, Aspergillaceae. The record is from RefSeq and is a predicted model, not a curated record. The transcript has a single exon. The coding region runs from base 209 to 685 and encodes 158 amino acids.
UUGACUUGAAUGGUGCUCUGUGUUAUUUUCGGCUGAUGAGGCCUUAGCCGCUUGAGCUGAGCAUCCAUAUAGGGGAUAGAGCCUGUGAUGGGACAGGCUUGUUUCUCAACGGAAACGAGUUAGCUCACGCUUGGAAUGACCACCAUGGUUAUGGCUCCGGGAUCAUUCCAUCAUAUCUUGGCGAUAGCCAUGGAAUACUAGCUGUCAAAUGGCAAAGCGCUUAAAUGAGCUAACUCGUCAGCUUCUGACAGUCCUGAUGGACCCUGUCAGUGAAUUCGACGCCCAGGACGAAUUUGGGUUUACUGUUUUGUUUACACAGACUGAACCGCCAGGAAUGCUUUGUCUGUGUACCCAACCAUGGAAUUCGUCGGUUGAUGGUUCGUUAGCAGAUCAUUGGAUGAACUUAGAUGGGUCUGAAUGUCUAGAAAUCCAGUCGGAUGCUAGUCAUCCCGGGCGCGGGGGGGGGGCAAUCCAGAAAAUAUCUCGAAUGGCAUUGGGCCCAUCUACAGGAUCUGGAGUGAAAAGCUCAUCUUUUGCAACAGGUAAUAAAGCGAGAAGAGCGGAGGAUUCGCGAGACUACAGCACGAUUGCACCGAUUUUCACCCAAAAUGGGGAGACUGUAGCACAUUUGGGUGCAAAUUCAAGGCCUCUUUUACUUAUAUCCCCGCCGCAAUCCGCGGGGUAAGAUACAGAUUUGGGCCUUUCCCGGCAUCACUCCCAGAUGCAUCAUGCACCUGGUACUCGGCAUGUAGCAGAAUGCCAAAGAGUGUAUUAAAAUAGUGCAGGAAGAAUCAUCCAUGGGAUUGAGCGAUAUAUUCCAUGAAAAUUCAUGCAAUACAUUAUC